AUGGUAGAAAGGUUCCACAGAAGUUUGAAAUCUUCUCUGCGAGCAAGAUUAGCAAAUUCUGAUUGGAUUUCUCAUCUUCCUAUGGUUCUCCUGGGUUUGAGAGCCACUCCGAAGGAUGAUACCGGCCUCUCAGUAUCCGAGGCUGUUUAUGGUGCUCCUCUGACUCUUCCUGGUGAACUUGUAGAUGUUCCUGAGUUACUCCCUGAUACUUUCCUCAGGAAGGUCAACAGAGCUGUUGAGGGUUUCGCCGUUACUCCGCCUCAUCAUGUUCGUCCUGUUCCUCCAGUCCAGCUACCUGCAGCUCUCAUUUCGGCUAAAUACGUUGGUUCGAAGCAGGACGUAGUAUCUGUUGAUCGCCUGAAGCCAGUGUUCAGCGAUACUCCUGUUACUACUGCACUCCCUCCGCCUCGAGGAAGACCCAGGCUCAAACCAGCACCUGCUCCUGCAACUACUCCGCCUCUAUCCGCCACCAAAAAUACUAAGAGGGUCAGAUUUCUACUCAAUCCUCAAGUUGUUCCGCCACCUAUACCUUUACGACGGAACCCUCACAGAUCUGCAAGAGAUAGAAGGAUCUGCUCCGCCAUUUCUCCGCCGUUCCUUCUGGGGGGAGUACUGUGGCGGAUAUGA
Messenger RNA from Eurytemora carolleeae, 627 nucleotides. RefSeq lists its product as uncharacterized. The transcript is spliced from 2 exons. The record is from RefSeq and is a predicted model, not a curated record. Bases 1 to 627 code for a protein of 208 amino acids. NCBI's taxonomy places the organism in Eukaryota, Metazoa, Arthropoda, Copepoda, Calanoida, Temoridae. Gene Ontology annotation, molecular function: nucleic acid binding.